CUGACGUUUUCAUUCGGCUAGUUUCUAAAAAAAAAAGGUCGCAUCCCUGAUUCAAAAUUUGAUUCAAAAUUUGUACGCCACCGCAAUAGUGACGACGACAUUCAAUAAUCCAGUCCAGUGUCAAGCGCAGUGCAGAUAUAUCCAAACUUUCCGAUAUAGCAGAUCCACACAGUUUCCCCGACAAGUUCCAAGAGUUCCGAUCAGGCCAACCUUACCUGCCUUCCACCGCCGACCUCCAGGAAUUUGGGAAUAUAGUCGAUAUCCAGUUAUAGAGUUCUCAUUCUCAUCUGGAGAGCAUCCAUUAUACGGAAGGAUUCACUGGUGCCGAACCACCAUGAUAAUCUCGCCGAGAACCUAGCCCAGAAGUCGUAAGAGGUGGCCGCAAGGACUGCGGUUGAGAGAGGAAGACAGUGCCAAAGGACCCUUCUUGUUUUCCGAGGCGAGUGACGGGGAAGAAACUGACAGAAAGAUUGAGCCAAAAGAUUGGAACUUGGAAUACUCACCUUCAUAUCUACUCAAUAGGAAGCUAGAAUCUCUACCGAAGAGUCAAUAGUGCCUAGUUGGUUUAGACAGUGGGUGCGUCCAACACAAACAGGCCCAACGGCGUCCCAAGCGGUUCCGCGCACCCAGCCGGACAACGUUGCCGCGGCGGCACGUAACACAGAGUCCAUGGCGGAGGUGCUCAACCUGGACAGCAUCAUCUCCCGGCUGCUGGAGGUGCGUGGGGCACGGCCUGGCAAAAACGUCCAGUUGUCGGAAGGUGAGAUCCGUGGCCUGUGCCUCAAGUCGCGGGAGAUCCUGCUGGCCCAGCCCAUUCUGCUCGAGCUUGAGGCUCCUCUCAAGAUCUGUGGCGACAUCCACGGCCAGUACUACGACCUGCUCCGUCUCUUUGAGUAUGGCGGCUAUCCGCCCGAGUCGAACUACCUCUUUCUGGGCGACUACGUCGACCGGGGUAAGCAGUCGCUGGAGACGAUCUGCCUGCUGCUGGCCUACAAGAUCAAGUACUCAGAGAACUUCUUCCUGCUGCGUGGGAACCACGAGUGCGCCAGCAUAAACCGGAUAUACGGCUUCUACGACGAGUGCAAGCGCCGGUACACGAUCAAGCUGUGGAAGACCUUUACGGACUGCUUCAACUGCCUGCCCGUGGUGGCGAUCGUGGACGAGAAGAUUUUCUGCUGCCACGGCGGGCUCAGUCCGGACCUGACCUCCAUGGAGCAGAUUCGCCGGAUUAUGCGUCCCACUGACGUGCCCGACCAGGGCCUACUCUGCGACCUGCUCUGGUCCGAUCCGGACAAGGACACGAUCGGCUGGGGCGAGAACGACCGGGGCGUGAGCUUCACCUUUGGGGCGGAGGUGGUGGGCAAGUUCCUGCAGAAGCAUGACCUCGACCUCAUCUGCCGCGCCCACCAGGUGGUCGAGGACGGGUACGAGUUCUUCGCCAAGCGCCAGCUGGUCACCCUCUUCUCGGCCCCGAACUACUGCGGCGAGUUCGACAACGCCGGCGCGAUGAUGUCCGUCGACGACACGCUCAUGUGCUCAUUCCAGAUCCUCAAGCCCGUCGAGAAGCGCAAGAAGUAGGCCAGAGCUAUGCAGCUCUGACUCGCAACACAUCCGCAUCCACUUGGGUCCUCCAUCAUCAUUAUUCUAAUUUUAAAACAUUCUUCAGAUACAUACUUGCCUUUUAGAUUGAGGUUCAGCUGUAAGCAUCGGAACUAGACCAUGUCCUGAUUACUAGAUUUAUCUUUUCGAAGGAGAGCCUCUGCCCUCCAGCCCCCGACCAUGGCCGUGGGUACUGAUUCGAUGUACUGAUGGUUUUACUCCGCGCUUGGUUGUAUUCAUAAAGCAAUUGGAUUUGAUUAUAUUCGACGAGUUUGGAAGUCUAAAAAAACGUGUUCUAAUGGCCUUACCAACUAGAA
Messenger RNA from Drosophila bipectinata, 1916 nucleotides. RefSeq names its product Protein phosphatase 1 at 13C (gene Pp1-13C). Gene Ontology annotation, cellular component: nucleus; cytoplasm. Lineage: Eukaryota; Metazoa; Arthropoda; Insecta; Diptera; Drosophilidae. The record is from RefSeq and is a predicted model, not a curated record. Gene Ontology annotation, molecular function: protein serine/threonine phosphatase activity.